Molecule: messenger RNA, 558 nt
Organism: Lucilia cuprina (Australian sheep blowfly)
Lineage: Eukaryota; Metazoa; Arthropoda; Insecta; Diptera; Calliphoridae
Exons: 1
Coding region: 1-558 (185 amino acids)
Source: RefSeq, a predicted model, not a curated record
AUGGUCACAACAAUUCAAACAUCUUGUGAUGAAUUGUUACAAAAGUUUUGGGAAUUGGAAGAGGUUCCAAAAAUGAAUAAUCUCACAGUUGCGGAAAAGCAAUGUGAGCAAUAUUUUGAAGAAAAUUUCAAAAGACUUACAGAUGGUAAGUUUGAAGUUAAACUUCCAUUUAAAGAUGAACAGAAUAAAUUGGGUAAUUCUACCAUAAUAGCUAAAAGAAGGUUCUUUGCUCUAGAAAGAAAAUUAGAGCAAAACAAAGAACUUAGAUUGGAAUAUAAUGAAUUUCUUAAAAAAUAUUUGGAAAUGGGUCAUAUGGAAUUGAUAAAUAAUAAUUCGUCUAUGAAUAGUGGGUAUUAUUUACUUAGGCCAGAGAGUACAACAACUAAGUUAAGAGUUGUAUUUGAUGCGUCUUGUAAGACAACAACUAAUGUUUCGCUAAAUGAUAUCUUACAUACUGGUCCUAGGUUGCAAGAAGAUCUUUUUAAUAUUUUAUUAAGAUUUAGAAAACAUCGUUAUGUUUUUUCAGCUGACAUUGAAAAAAUGUAUAGACAAAUCUGA